Melanotaenia boesemani (Boeseman's rainbowfish) is the source of this 1545-nucleotide messenger RNA. It is a transcript of the gene eif2s2, whose product is annotated as eukaryotic translation initiation factor 2, subunit 2 beta. Gene Ontology annotation, molecular function: translation initiation factor binding; translation initiation factor activity; mRNA binding. Gene Ontology annotation, biological process: formation of cytoplasmic translation initiation complex; translational initiation; formation of translation preinitiation complex. Gene Ontology annotation, cellular component: eukaryotic translation initiation factor 2 complex. Lineage: Eukaryota; Metazoa; Chordata; Actinopteri; Atheriniformes; Melanotaeniidae. The transcript is spliced from 9 exons. Bases 118 to 1116 code for a protein of 332 amino acids. The record is from RefSeq and is a predicted model, not a curated record.
GACUUCACGCUUGCGCAUUGCGGUCCUUCGCUGAUGCAAGAAAAUUUCGGCACAGAGGCGUGUUACUGAUCGAGGAAUAAAAAGUGGUCUGAUUUGGAUCUUAUUCACAUCCCAAACAUGUCAGGAGACGAGAUGAUUUUUGAUCCCAAUAUGACCAAGAAGAAGAAGAGGAAGAAGAAGCCCUUCAUGCAGGAUGAGGAUGGAGGAGAGGGAAUUGGAGGAGAAGAGGCUAAAGAGGUGGAAGCAAAGGAGGCAGAGCCAGAAGUUGGAGAUGACAAGGAGGUGGAUCUAGAUGAAGAUGAAGGAAGGAAGAAAGAACCAUCUGAUGAUUUAAAUGACCUAAACUUCUUCAACCAGAAGAAAAAGAAGAAGAAACCCAAGAAAGUAUUUGACAAUGACAUAGAGGAGGGAUUAAAGGAGCUGAAAAUUGAAGGAGAGCAAAUGGAAGCGCUGGAUGAGGACAACCUGGAUUUGAUGCUUCCUACCAAAAAGAAGAAAUCAAAGAAAGUUGAUUUUGAUGAGGGAGAGCCGUUGGAAAAAGAUGAAGCACUGGAAGAUGAUGAAAGCAAGAACAACGACGGCAUCUCGUUCAGCUCCUCCACAGGACCAGCCUGGGCUGGCUCAGAAAGAGACUACACUUAUGAUGAGCUCCUAAACAGAGUGUUCAACAUCAUGAGGGAGAAGAACCCUGACAUGGUGGCUGGAGAGAAGAGGAAGUUUGUGAUGAAGCCUCCUCAGGUCGUCCGUGUGGGAACCAAGAAAACCUCCUUCGUCAACUUCACAGACAUCUGCAAACUGUUGCAUCGUCAGCCUAAACAUCUCCUCGCUUUUCUCCUGGCUGAGUUGGGAACAAGUGGUUCAAUAGAUGGAAACAACCAACUUGUGAUCAAAGGCAGAUUUCAACAGAAACAAAUAGAAAAUGUUUUGAGAAGAUAUAUCAAGGAGUAUGUGACAUGUCACACCUGCCGCUCCCCAGAGACCAUUCUGCAGAAGGACACUCGUCUUUAUUUCCUACAGUGUGAGACGUGCCACUCCCGCUGCUCCGUCGCCAGCAUCAAGACCGGUUUCCAGGCUGUGACGGGCAAGAGGGCGCAGCUCCGCGCCAAAGCCAACUAGAGGCCAUGAAAACUGGGCUCCCCAUCCUCUCUCAGCCUCCUUUUUCCCCACAGAAGGGCUGAAGCUGGGGUUGGGUGCCCCCUCGAUUUGCUAAAAGGACUCUCUGAAUUGAACUGCGGGAGGGUUUGGCUGUUGUUUAGUUGUCGUGGCCUGAUGGGCAGGCAGGCAGUGAGAGAGUAUCUUAAAACCAACAAAUUCGGGUUCAGUAACCAUAAGCAGAUGUUCACCACAUACACUGUUGGAUUGAAUGCAUUUGUUUGUUGUUUGGAUAAUGAACCCUCCUCCUCUUAGGUUUUUUUUGUCCAUUUGCUGUGAUUCUUGAUUCCUCCAAGAAAAGCCUGAUUUACCACAGCUUUUAUCCUCCUGUUUCUUCUCCCUCUUUACAUACCAGACAGAAAGACUCCAAUAAAUAUUACAAUUCUCCACACA